Laetiporus sulphureus 93-53 is the source of this 382-nucleotide messenger RNA. RefSeq lists its product as uncharacterized. The coding region runs from base 109 to 345 and encodes 78 amino acids. NCBI's taxonomy places the organism in Eukaryota, Fungi, Basidiomycota, Agaricomycetes, Polyporales, Laetiporaceae. The record is from RefSeq and is a predicted model, not a curated record. The transcript has 2 exons.
UGCAUUUGAAGGCCUGGCUGCACCCUCAGCAUCGUCACUCAAGAUCCUUCUGCGGUGAUUGAAAAGGCUAGCCAGAUAGUCAGCGACUUUUGCCUCUCGAGCCUUCUGAUGGGACUCCGUUCGUGCUCCUGGAUGCGAUACUGUCGGCGAAGGCCUGGACUGCGGCGCUAUAUUCAUCAGUGGGAAGCGACCUGUACCCACAGACGUCCACACAUCAGAUCUUUACGUCUUCUUGCAGCACACGGCCGUGCUCUCGGCAACAGCCUGACAUCUCUCAUCUGCAUCAUUUUCAAAGUGACAUAUCAUCCCGGCGCAUCACUUCCAUUUUCUUGCUAUUGGGAAUAGAUGCUACUGCGACAGCAUGCCAAGAUAUAAAUGUUUC